This is a messenger RNA of Hibiscus syriacus, 543 nucleotides long. RefSeq lists its product as uncharacterized. NCBI's taxonomy places the organism in Eukaryota, Viridiplantae, Streptophyta, Magnoliopsida, Malvales, Malvaceae. The coding region runs from base 1 to 543 and encodes 180 amino acids. The transcript has a single exon. The record is from RefSeq and is a predicted model, not a curated record.
AUGGCUGAGCAGAUGCCUCCAAAGCGCCAAAGAGAAGAAACCCAGAGCUCAAACGAAGAACUAUUUGAGGAGACCAAACGCCACAAAUCAUACCAUCAUGUACUAUCUUUGUUCGAAACAGAAGAGGAGGAGCCAAGCCAUGACGUUUCUUCUCUCAUCACCUCUUUACAGCAACAGCUCUCUUCGGAAGACGCCCCUUUCCCUCCAUACCAACCGCCCUCAAAAGCCGAUGACCAAGAGAACCCUGCCGCCAUGACUAACAGCGACUGCAUGCUCAGCAUAGAAGGCCACAAGACGGCGACUUCUUCCCUGAAACGAGACGAGGGUUACCGGUACGAUGAUAAAGAGCAAGUCAUUAGGCGUUUGCUCGAAGCUUCUGAUGAUGAGCUAGGGAUUCCGAACAAACAAAGCGUUCUCAGCGUUGAGUUCGAUGAAGGUUUCCAUAAUGGAGGAAAUGGUUUUGCAUUGUGGGAUGGACUAUGGGAGCUUGAAGACGAGGCUGCUAAUUACCAUACUUUGUUACAGUCUCAACUGUUCAUGUAG